This is a messenger RNA of Trichoplusia ni (cabbage looper), 4169 nucleotides long. Its product is annotated as mucin-5AC-like. The record is from RefSeq and is a predicted model, not a curated record. Bases 370 to 3540 code for a protein of 1056 amino acids. NCBI's taxonomy places the organism in Eukaryota, Metazoa, Arthropoda, Insecta, Lepidoptera, Noctuidae. The transcript has 11 exons. Gene Ontology annotation, molecular function: protein binding.
UACUGUAAACGAAAUCAUUUUUGCUUUACAAUAAUUGUGGAAUUAAAUUUAUUCAUCAGUCUGUCAAAUGCUUGUAGUUUGAUUGAUGCACGUUGUUAGGUUACCUGAAGCUUCAUGAUUUGUUGUAAAGUUACGUUUACUGAGAAAGCUUUUCUUUUUUCUAAUUACAGAGGAAUGAAGAAGUUGUUUCUACCUAAGACACAGAUAUCCCACUGCAAAGUGUUCACGAUUGUUUAUAUUUUUUAUUCAAUGUGUCUGGUCUAUAGAUUGUUAGGGCGUGCAUGAUGUGUGCGCGGGCGCAGCAGCGCGGCCGCGGCGUGAGUGCGUCAGUGCAGUGUCGCGCGCCACGAGUGUCGGCCGCACGCGAGCAUGUUCCCCGCGCAGGCGCUCGCCGCCGCCGCCGCCGCGCUGCUCGUCGCCGCGCACGCAGAUUCUGACAAUGUUGGUAUAUUUAACAGUUUAGCUCAACAACUAUCACAGCGCCGUUUGACGUUAAGAAGUAAAGCAGCCAUGCCCCCGGGAUGCCUGUACGAGGGCCGGUGGUUCUCGGACGGCGCGCUGGUGACGACGCGCGAGGAGUGCCUGCGCUGCCUGUGCGUGCACAACGCGCUGACGUGCCGCCGCCGCGCGUGCGCGCCGCUGCCCGACCCCAUGCCGCGCCGCUGCCACGUCAGGCAUCGCCGGGGCUCCUGCUGCCCUGAGAUGCACUGCCCAGAUGGUGUGACUUACACAGAACACGGCGCGGUGGCUCGCUUCGAGAAUGAGGAGGCAGCAGACGUCUCGACACCGUCCUCACUCAGCCACGCGUGCGUGGAGGGCGGCACGGUGUACGCGGCGGGCUCGGCCAUGGGCUCCAGCACGGCGUGCGAGCAGUGCUUCUGCCUGCAGGGCGCGCGGCGCUGCGUCCGGCCCUCGUGCCUGCCGCCGCCGCCGCACUGCGCGCCGCGCCCCGCCGCCGGCGCCUGCUGCCCGCAGCGCUACUACUGCGACCGCUCCGACGAACAACAUCUAUCUCAUGAAUUUGAUUGUCUAGUGGAUGGUCAGUGGGUAAAGGAGGGCGCUAGUGUGCCGAGCGGUGGCAACUGCUCAGCCUGCUUCUGCCUGCACGGCUCCGUGCGCUGCCAGGCCAUGAGCUGCGCGCCGGCGCUGAGCGGCUGCCGGCCGCUGCUCGCGCUCGGCGACUGCUGCGCGCACCAGUACAUCUGUGACCAUAAUAAACAUAAGCACCCAUCGAGUCAAGUAAUAGAAAACUCUAUGGUCUCUACGAAGUACGACAAUCGAGCGCUUCACCUUUCGAAAUCGAGCAAGAUCGAAAGUACUACCCAGACGAUAACUGGAAUAUACACAGUGAAGGAUACACCAACCGCGACAGCUACUAAAAACCACUUGAUAACCACCACUAAAGUUAAAAGAAAAACUAGCGAACCACCCGCAAGACUCAGUCCAAACACAGAACAAAAUACUAAUAGAACAUCCAGCACCGGCAAUCUUACUACUACUGUAGACCCAGUCACCUCCGGUAAACUGGUAGAAACUACCAGUGAAGUAACUUCUGAUAAUACCACGGAACAACCCGAAGGAACAGUUAAAAUUGUCAUUAACGGAACUAUUAACUGCACUGCCGAACUGUCAUCCACAUCAUUACCUUUAAGCAUCCCCCUUAACGACACUGAAAGAAUACAAAUGGAAGCCAUGCCGAGAGUACCCAUCGUUAACAUAGAAGCCCAGACUUACUCCCCUAACGAUAUCAUCACUGAUAGAAGCGUUAACGGCGGCUUUGAUGAAAACGAUACAUUCACCAUAAACGUGACCAGCUCCCUCAUGACCAACACCAGCCACUCCACCACCAGACCGGUGAUGACGGUGUCGAAGAUACCGGCGCCCUCCGACUCGGUCGAUACUUUUAAUAGUUCAAAGAAAACGAAAGGGGACUAUGAUUACGAUUAUACUGAACCGACACUGCCUCCAUCAUUGCCUAAUUUAAAAAUUAUACCGUUUGUGGCAGCCGAUGCGGUGGUCGACGACGAACCGACAAAAGACGCCAUCACAUACCCAAUAUUGGAGCGAGAGGACAAGUUUCCCGUGUACUAUCCUAGUGGUGACUCAAAGGAGCCAUACCCAACCAGACGAGAGGACAUCUACAAUCCUACGCAGUAUCCAGUAUUCAUAUCGGAGAAAGUGGAGCCUUCCUACCCAACUAUAACACAAGACGUGGACUUAACCAGUCACAGGUACCCAGUGCAGAGUGAUCUGGGAGUCCAUGAGUACACCGUGUCGACGUCGCUGGGAAGCCACUUGUCUGAAGCUAAGGCCGUCACCAACGUACCCACCACCAGUUCUACAUUUGAAUUAGAGACUCCGAGUGUCAAUUUAUUUUCGCCACCUGUGGAGACCGAAGGUGGGUUUGUACCGAAAGGUCCGGGUAUCCUAGACGAGUACUUCACAGUUUACGCGAGCACGCCCCCGGCUGCGUCUGUGCCGCAUCUUACUACUUCUAUGCAACUUGAUAUAACUAAAGAUUCGUGUACGACGGAGGACCAGCGCUCGGUAGCCGAGGGUGACUCCGUGGAGAUCCGCUGCUCGACAUGCACGUGCCAAUGGGGCGAGCUGCGGUGCAGGCCGAGCCAGGACCCCGCCUGCCUUAUAGAUAAAAAUACAAAUACGUCGAAAAAAGAAGAAAAAGUUAAUGAAACUAAGGUUGUACAGAAGAAUGAGUCAUCACCAGUCACUCUUGAUUUUACUGGAGCUGAUGUUGCUGGUAAUAAAGACAUGGUGACUACCGAGAAGGCAAUUGUAAAGGAUGUCAAUGAAAAGAUCGCUAGUACUAAAGUAUCAUCGACUCAGACUGAAUCAGUUCCAACUACAACUCUUGCUCCUAGUACCACUCCAAAACCUGUUGUUAAAGUUACAACAACUACAACUACACCAACACCCAUCAAGGAGGUCAACGAUACCUCACAAGAGUAUGAUGAUGACGACGAUGAUGAAGGAUUCUCGUUGGGAAGUAUGCUCAAACUGCUGCUGAGUGAUACCUAUGAGUCGACCACUGCCGCCCCGACCAAAAAGAUUACCAAUGCACCUUCCAGUAAACCCACACCUGUUAUCACAUCCACUAGAAGACCACCUUCUGUUGCACCCUUCAUACCCCUUCCUCCACAACCCUACAUACCUCAAAAAGCGCCAAACAUGGUAAAUAGAAUUGACCACCUGGUGCUCGGAGAAGCAACGGCCAUAAAACGGACCACCCCUCGACCGAUCACAAAUAAGACCACUAAGCGGCCGGUUCCAAAGACCACGACGGAGAGGCAACCUGAAAUCAAAGAAGUAUCCGACUCGUUUAAGCCUGUGGCGCACGAAGGUCCGCGGCCUCCGAACCUGGGGGGACUCCCAGGAGUAGGGGCAGGCCUUCUGAAGCUCGCCGGCUGCAACAUCUACGGCAGGAUGUACAGGGUUGGCAGGAUCAUCGCGGAGCUGUCGACGCCGUGCCAGGAGUGCUGGUGCACGGAGCUGGGCGUGCAGUGCAAGCCACUCGGCUGCUGAGCACCGAACAUUAGAAUUUACUGUAAAGCGUGUGAUUGUGUGAUUAGUUUUAUUUCCGCGGAAUAUUUGCUCAUCACCGGACAAUUUGUGAACGAUGUGGCCAUUUUAAUUAAUUUAUAUAAUAAUAAUAUUAAAGGCUACAUUGUGGAUAAAACAAAAUUAAAACAUUUGGAUUCUCCUAAAUCACAUAAAAUGUUUAGCAUAGGUAAAUUAAAGUAGGUCAAAUGUUAUCGACGGUCGCCUCUCGUCCGGUAGUGAUUGUUUAUAUUCUUUCAGAAGGUUUAGUUAAAGUAUUUAUUUUAUACAAAAAAGCCGGCAAUGAUCUCAUACGAAAUAGACUACCAUAGACUUGAUUGUUUACUCAGAAUAAUUAACGCAUGUAGUACACAUGACUACAGGUCACAACUCAUAAGAUGUAAAGUAAUUGGGAAUAUUGACUGAUGUAAACUGCAAACAGGUAAGUAUCAGACACUCCUCGUGUUUAGGACUCGGUGUCGCUCCGCAGCGCCCUCUCGCAGCCGGCAGCGGCGUUACAUGAUAGCCCCGUGUUAACACUUGUUCUUAGAGAAUAUUAUAGUUCUAUAUAAUACCUAGUAUUAUUUAGUUAAUAAAUCGAUAUAAAUAUUAAA